Molecule: messenger RNA, 1605 nt
Organism: Raphanus sativus (radish)
Lineage: Eukaryota; Viridiplantae; Streptophyta; Magnoliopsida; Brassicales; Brassicaceae
Product: probable calcium-binding protein CML22
Exons: 7
Coding region: 765-1457 (230 amino acids)
Molecular function (GO): calcium ion binding
Source: RefSeq, a predicted model, not a curated record
CCCUAACGAAAUAAACACUCUUCCCUCUCUUUCUCUCGUAAGCGAAAAACAAAAUCCGAGAAUUAGGGUUUCUUCUUUCUUUCUUGACAUUCGAUUUCGUUUUUUUUAUGUUUCCAAUUUCGAAAACUAGGUUUUUCUAGCAAUGGCGACAGCAACAAGUCUGGGUCGUGAUCCUCCGCUGUUCUCCUCAAAAUCUGAUCAUGCGGCAGCGAUAAAGAUUAGGUUUGCGGAUAUCAUUGUCAAAUCGAGUAGUAACAAGUCUGAAGCCAUGAUGAAUAUAAGAAGGGAGAAGCAACUUCUAAAGAAGAAGCAGCUUCAAGAAAACGCAAGAAUCGAAGCAAGAAUGAGAAUGAGACAAGAGGCAAGGCUUGCGGUGCUGAAAGUGGAAGAAGAAGAAGCAAGUUCAGAGUGUAAAUACUUCCAUCCUUUGUCUGCCGAAAAAGAACUGUUAAUUAUCAUUGGCAACUCUCGUAAAGCAAGAGAUCGAUCUUUGCUUAAACAGUUUGGGUUGGUUUUGAAAACUGAUAUUGAUGAUGAUCGUCUUGAUGAUCUUGAGGAAGGAUGGAUUGACCAGGCUUUUGAGCUUGGAAGUGACCAAGCUUCAUUCUCUUCACAGCAAACAAACGCACAGAGAAACAAGUCUCUGUUUCCAACAACAGUAACAAGGCAUUACGCUUCUUGUUUUCUUAUUGUUCAUUGAUCAUGUAAAGUAGAAGAUUCAAGGCUAGGCUUUCCAUCAACCUACAAAGAUCAGAGGAGGAAGCAUGCUCUGCUGCUGUGUUAACUCGGGGAGUAACAAGAAGUAUGCUGAGCUGGACGCGAAGCUGGAACGGAAAAUGGUGGAGAGCAGGAGAUAUUAUCCGGGACACCAAAGUUUAAAGUCCAUGGACUCAAUCAUCAUGAAGUUUCCUCAGCUAAGAGAAGGAUUAAGAAACAUCAGAAACGUUUUCGAAUCCUAUGAUAAGGAUGGAAACGGGACAAUAGAUAUGGAGGAGCUGAAGAAGUGCUUAGAGGAACUAAAGCUGAUGAGUUUGUCGGAGGAAGAAGUGAAAGGUUUAUAUGGAUGGUGUGACGUUGAUGGAAGCAAAGGAAUACAGUUCAAUGAGUUUAUUGUCCUUCUUUGUCUCAUAUAUCUUCUUGCAAAACCUUCCACUGGAGCCACAGAGGAGGAAUCGACAGAGAUGGGUCCGAAUUUGGUUGAAUCAAUAUUUGAUCCGAUAGUGGAAGUGUUCUUGUUUUUGGACAAAGAUGCUAAAGGGAAGUUGAACAAGGCUGAUGUGAUAAAGACAUUGAAUAAUGAAGACUAUCCGCUAGAGAGAUCUCCUAAACAUGUCACUAACAUGAGAUUCGAAGAAAUGGAUUGGGGACGAAAAGGGAAAGUGGGUUUUAGGGAGUUUCUAUUUGCUUUCAUGAGUUGGGUGGGUCUUGAUGACGCAGAGGGCUAUAUGAGCAGCUAAAUAACACCACUUCAAACCCAAGAGUUUCAAACAUAUUUUCCGUUAGCCAUAUUUUUAUUGUUGCUAAAAAACCAUAUUUUUAUUAUGUACUAAUGCUAUGAUUGAGAUGAUUAAGUAGUUUUGUGUAACUCAUUAUUCUCUAUAUAAU